Messenger RNA from Mycotypha africana, 339 nucleotides. RefSeq lists its product as uncharacterized. NCBI's taxonomy places the organism in Eukaryota, Fungi, Mucoromycota, Mucoromycetes, Mucorales, Mycotyphaceae. The record is from RefSeq and is a predicted model, not a curated record. The transcript is spliced from 3 exons. Gene Ontology annotation, biological process: endocytosis; endoplasmic reticulum to Golgi vesicle-mediated transport; intra-Golgi vesicle-mediated transport. Gene Ontology annotation, molecular function: GTPase activator activity. Bases 1 to 339 code for a protein of 112 amino acids. Gene Ontology annotation, cellular component: Golgi apparatus.
AUGAGCGAGAGACAAUCUAAAGCUACCCAAGUCAAAAAUGAACGAAUCUUGAACGAUCUUGCUAAAUACCCUGGCAACGAUCGGUGUGCUGAUUGCAAUUCUAAAAAUCCUCGAUGGGCGUCGUAUUCAUUGGGAAUUUUUCUUUGUAUUCGCUGUGCGGGUAUUCACCGUAAAUUGGGAACACAUUUAUCAAAAGUCAAGUCUAUUACUAUGGAUCAAUGGUCCUCUGCUCAAAUUGAAAUGAUGCGUGAAUCAGGAGGCAAUAUUGUUGUUAAUAGUAGGAUUAAUCCUAACCCUGACAAACAUCCACUUCCUUUGGCUACGGACGACGAGCAGUAA